Molecule: messenger RNA, 2633 nt
Organism: Centropristis striata (black sea bass)
Lineage: Eukaryota; Metazoa; Chordata; Actinopteri; Perciformes; Serranidae
Gene: aplf
Product: aprataxin and PNKP like factor
Exons: 11
Coding region: 248-1678 (476 amino acids)
Biological process (GO): double-strand break repair
Cellular component (GO): nucleus; site of double-strand break
Molecular function (GO): 3'-5' exonuclease activity; DNA-(apurinic or apyrimidinic site) endonuclease activity; protein binding
Source: RefSeq, a predicted model, not a curated record
ACAAGAACAUUUAAAACUGUAAAAAAUCCCGACAGAAUUUGGUGAACCAAAAGAAUCUUCAAGACGCUCCUAAAGCUGCGCCAGACGUCUACUGCGCAGGCUCCGCUGCAUCCAGGAAGUUUUGAAUCCUGUCGCUGACACGCUUUCAGGUUGUUUUUAAUCCUGAAAGAAACAUUUUUUAAAUCAAGUUUACCUUCACAUCAGUGCUCCGGGGUGAAGUUGCCUUUCAGUCCCGCCCGCUGAACUCAUGUCCGGCUUCGACCUGGUCCGGGUGGACGGCGGGGAUCCGGUCCACCUGCCGCCCGGGGAGACGGUGCUGGGCCGGGGACCCGUCCUGGGAAUCAGUGAUAAGAGAGUGUCCAGGCAUCACGGGCUGCUGGAGAACCUGAACGGACAGCUGCGUCUCAAACCGACCCACCUGAACCCAUGCUUCGUCCAGUCGUCUCUGACCGCCGAGCCUCGCCCGCUGCAGAGAGACGCCUGGUUCCCUCUGCAGGACGGAGACCUGUUCUCUCUGCUGCCGGGGACCUUCGUGUUCAGGGUGGAGGCCGUGGGCGGAGAGGAGCGCACGCCCAGAAACAGUCAGAUGUUUGAAGAAGAAGAAGAGCUUAAUGUUUCUGCAGAGCCGGAAGAGAAACCCUACAGCCAGCAGGAGGCAGAGGACUCCAGGUUACAAAAGGGAGACUCAACACAACCAGAAGAAGAAGAAGAAGAAGAAAAGGAGGAGCAGGACGCCCGCAGAGACGUCACCCCGCCUUCGGCCAAGAAAAGAGUUUUACCUGCGUGGAUGAUGACAGCUGCAGCUGCACAAAGUCCCUCCUCCUCCUCCGCCGCUGGCCCCAAAGUUAAAGCAGCUGUGAAGAGAAAUAAUGGAGCUUCAACCAGCAGGAAGGGAGCGGCAGCCAAACAGGCCACGCCCACCAACACCUCCACACCUGAGAAGGCAAAGCUAAGUGAGGAGGAGAGGCCGAAGAAGAGGAGGAAGAAGAUGAGUGAACAAGAAGAAGAAGAAGAAGAAGCAGCUCAGUCUAAAACAGAUGUUCCCUCAGCUCUGCUGCAGGCUGCUUCUAAGCGCUCUGAGGUGAGUGACGAGUCGGACAGCCUGGAGGUAGACGAGGAGUGGCGAGGAGGAGAGACGUCCACUGCUGACUUAAACGCCACGACACAGACAAACAGAGUCAUAAAAACUCCAAACGAGGACCAGAAGCAGAAUAACGGACAGCAGCAGACUAAAGCAUCUGAGUCUGUGAGCGGCUCGGCAUCCAAACACCGAGUCAGAGCGACAUGUCCGUACGGGAAGGACUGCUACAGGAAAAACCCGGCACACUUCCAGGAGUGCAGUCACCCCGGAGACACCGACUACGAGGAGGAGGAAGAGGAGGAGGAGGAGCGACCCGAGUGUCCCUACGGCACGGACUGCUACAGGAAGAAUCCACUUCACAGGAAAGAGUUCAGACACACCAAGAGGCCAGCUCGCUCCACACGCACCGUCCCCAAAAAGACCGACGAUGACGGCGAGGACGAGGACUCCGGGGACGAGGACAGCUUCAUUAACGACGACAGCGAGGACGCGGGCGAUGACUCGGACUACACCCCGCCCGCCUCAGACGACAGCGGGAAGGAGGACGUGUCCGGGCUGCAGAGGGAAGCCAAGGCCUUCAUGAGGAGGAGGAAGUAGAGACGAUUCUCUGUGCUGCUGUUUGUUUCAGACGCAGCAGAUUAACAAGCUUCAAUCAGCUGCAGCAGCAAAACACACUCAGGAUGUUCAGUGUUCCAGGGCUGCAGUGAAGCGUCUUCACGGCUCUAAACUGAGCACAGGAAACUGUCAGUGAAGUCAAUAUUUCUUCCUCAAAACCUCAAAUUUCAACUGCUUUAAUUCUCUGCUCACAGCUUACUAAGAAUCCAUAUGAAUCAGCUUGGACAUCGUGUGAUCUGAGCUGACAGUAAGUCAUGUUUACUUCCAUAAAACAAAACUACAUUUAAAACCAAAUCCCCAAACAGGCACAUGAAUCAUACAAUUAAGAAGAUCUCUUCAAAUAAGCAAAGUGAGGCUCAGUUCCUGUAAAUUUGCUCACUUUAGGUCUCUGAUAAUAACUUUUGCUCUUUAUUUGUUUGACUGUUUUUUUUCUUACGUUGUUUAAAUACAUCUGAUGGGAACAAAGUCUUCUGUUUCUGAUUUCACUCAUCAAACGUUGAACCAGCUGCACACCAAACUCUGAGCACUUUUCUUAGUAUUUUUAGAAGAAAAGGAAAGAUUUCACAUUUAUGUUUCAAUUUAUCAGCUGUUGAAUUACAUUUUGCAUAAGUUUCUCCCCACAUUAUGACCUCAAAUUUAUCGAGAAAAAGUCUACGAGAAAAAAAGUUUACAAAUUUUUUAAAAAGUUAUAAAUUUACGAGAAAAAAAUCUCAUAUUUACAAGAAAGCAAAUUAUAAAUUUGUAACUUUUUUCCGUAAAUUUGUAAGAUUGUGUGCUUUUUCUUGAUUUUUUUUUAGUGAGGGAGAAAUGACAAAUGAUAGUAAGUUUUUUAUGCAGGACUUUUCCUGUAGUGGAGUAAUUUCACAGUGUGGUAUUAGUACUUUUACUGCAGUAAAGUAAUCUGAAUACUUCUUCCACCACUGGUACCCCCCCCCGC